AUGCAGUCCCCAACUGCGCGGCCUCAUCACCCCUUCGGAGACCCUGGCCUUUCUCCUCAACGUCCCACGACUGUCGCCGACUCUGCCAUGGCCUCCGCUUCUGGUCGCAGUUCCUCCGCCGCUUCAGGUCGAUCCCAAUCAGCCAAGAGUGUGCCCGAUAAACAAAUCUCCCAAAUCGAAAAGAGCGUCACACACCUCCUCGUAGCAACAAAACAACUGCUCGAAACCCUGACCCAGUGGUCCCGAAAACAGGCCUCUGAGACCGACGUGUCCGAUGUCUACGUGCGCCUGGGCUACGAGUUUAACCUGGCAUGCCGCGCCUUCAACGCCAUCGGUGUCGAAACUUCUGACCUGGGCCCCGUCCCUGACGUCCUGCGCAGCAUCCUCGAGGACACACUCAGCCAGGAUGCAUCCUCACAAAGCCUUGAUCGAUACCUCCCCCAAAUUCGCGAUAUUAUUAUCAACCUUCUUCAUGGCCUGAAGAAGAAGCAGGCUCGUCUGCGGUCCCGGCAGCAGCGGGAGGAUGGACGUGGUGGCAUGCCGGGUCGGCAGGCCAGUGCCGGAAGCCUUUCCAGCGGCCCAUCGACUAUUGGGCAACUCUACGACGAGGCGGCUGCCUCCACGAUGCCGGAGGACGCCGUGACAUCGCCUAAACGGUCAGCUCGUCGGUAUGGGAGCAACGGGUCCCUCGAAGACUCUCCUGCAGGACAGCGCACCUCCCCCACUCACAGUGACCCGCGAGGCACAAGUUACUCGGAGCGAGAGGCAUCCAGGCGGGAGACGCAGCAGAUGCUCACUCAGCCGCCCUCACAGCAGGGCGCCCCCACUCCACGAACGGGCGCCUCCUCUAGCUCGACAACUCCUACGGCCUUUCCGGCUCCACCACCCCCUCCCAAGGAGGAUGAUGCGUUAGGCGCCCUGCAACGAAGCGGCGAGCUAGAACGGCGUGCGUCUCGCCGUUUCUCAGCUUACCAGAUCCAGAAACACCUUGGUACCUCGACCAACGGAGUCCCCGUUCUUCCUUCACAGAACUCUCCUAUCCCCAACCGGGGUCGAGACGUCCGUGAGUCUCUCAAUGCGGUUCGCCUGCGAGGCUCGUAUACCCACACAAGACAACGCUCGUCGAAUCGCCUCCAGGAAACUGCUAAAAGCGGACCGGCUCAGGCGGCAGCAAGCAUUCCCAAGGCGGUGGAAGAAGAACAAAGCACCCAGGCGGAGAACGCUGCGACAGAACUUGAGAGCGUCAAGGUCCCUCCACCUUUGGCCGAUCAACCUCCUCCUUCAUUUGAAGAGGAACUUCCCGAAAGGCCAAUUGCUAUUGAAUCUGCACCAGAUUUCCCUCAACCUCCAAAGGGCCCGUCUCUUGGUGAUGCCUUUGAUCCGGAGAAGAGGGCGACGGAAGCUCCCAUCGUCGCACCCGAGACACCAAAAGCGGAUCUCUUUGCUUCCGCCACCAUUUCUACCCCUCCCUCUGUGCCUCAAUUCCCCGUCUACCAGCCUUCCCCCGGCAAGGAGUUGACUCUUUUCUUACAGUACAAGAGCAAGAUUAAGAAGUACGUGCUGCCCGAGGAUAUCGCCGACCUUACGAUCGGACGCCUUCAGUUGGCUUUCAUUGAGAAGUUUGCCUGGAAUACCCACAACAACGGUGCCGACCUGCCCGAAAUCUAUAUCCAAGAUCCCAUUUCUGGGAUCCGGCAUGAGUUAGAGGAUUUGAACGAUGUCAAGGACCGAUCGGUCCUUGUCCUAAAUGUAGACACUUUGGACGAGGUCAAAAAGCACUUUGACGAGAGCUUCAGUGGCGUGCGCAGUCUGGUGGAGGGUGUUAAAGCGACCCUCGCAGGCCAAGGAACAGCCAUCCAGCGGGUCUCCGAUCGUCAACUUGAAGCGGCCAAAGAAAUGGCUCGCCUGGCUGCUUCUCCGCCUGGCACGACGACGAGCUCGGUUAGCACUAGCGGCACUCAGAAGGUUGCGAUUGCUGGAAGUGUAACCCAGCUUGCUGAGCUCCAGAGUCUGCGGCGUGACCUUGCCGUUCUCCGGCAAACCUAUUCCAACUUUACUUCUGAUAUCACCAGUUCGAUGAGCGCCGUCCGCGCCAAGGCAAUCGAGGUCAAGUCUGCCGCUGGGAAUGCCGCAGUUCCCACCUAUGAAGGUGACGCUGGUCGUGCGCGUGUCAACACCGGAAAGAAGGAGCUCGCUGACGAAUCGGAGCGACUUGUCGCCCGCGUCGAUGACCUUCAGGAUCUGGUAGAGGACCUCCGCAAGGACGUGGUCACGCGUGGUGUUCGUCCCCUACCACGCCAGCUGGAGGGUGUCAACCGCGAUAUCAGCACCGCCAUGAAGGAGAUCAAGAAGAUGCAGGACUUCCUGGCUCGCGAGAAGCCCACUUGGACCAAGAUCUGGGAGAAGGAGCUGCAGUUGGUCUGCGAAGAGCGAGACCAGCUUACCAUGCAGGAGGACCUCGCGGCCGAUCUGCAAGACGAUCUCGAGAAAGCUGCCCAGACAUUCGCACUCGUCGAGCAAGCCACCAAGGAACAGGCUAUGGAAAAGGCUGCCAACGGUGGUGUCACUUUGCGUGCUACCUCACGGACCCUUGGUAUCGACCCAACCGUUGAUCCCAUGAAAGCCAAGGACGACCUUCUCGGUGAAGUCCGCGCACUGCAGCCGAACCAUGAAAGCCGCCUGGAAGCCAUCGAGCGAGCAGAGAAGAACCGGAAGAAGGAGCUCGAAACCCGGAGAAUUGGCCUCUUCCAGAAAGAGCUUGGAAAUUUUGUCCAAGAAAAUAAGUUGAAGAAGAGCGGCGGCGUGGAAGAAGCUGAGCGACUGCGCAACGCCAAAGAUGAUCGUAUCCGCAAGGAAGUUUGGGACAGACAGCAGGCUCGCAACGCGGAGAUGGAGAAGGCCGAGGCCGAAGCUGCAGCUGCCACUCUAGCCGAACAGAAGCCCGAAGGUGAUGAAGCCGCCGACUCUGGAGCAGUGCCGGAGAAUGAAGCUCCUACCAUCCCCAAUGAGGGAAAACAAGAAGAGCCUGCACCGACAGAAGACGUCGAGACGAAGGAUGCCAACGCUGAUGAAAUCAGCUAA
This is a messenger RNA of Penicillium canariense, 3081 nucleotides long. RefSeq names its product formin-mediated actin nucleation enhancer. NCBI's taxonomy places the organism in Eukaryota, Fungi, Ascomycota, Eurotiomycetes, Eurotiales, Aspergillaceae. The record is from RefSeq and is a predicted model, not a curated record. Bases 1 to 3081 code for a protein of 1026 amino acids. Gene Ontology annotation, cellular component: cell tip; cytoplasm. Gene Ontology annotation, molecular function: cytoskeletal regulatory protein binding. Gene Ontology annotation, biological process: establishment of cell polarity. The transcript has 2 exons.